Molecule: messenger RNA, 726 nt
Organism: Exophiala bonariae
Lineage: Eukaryota; Fungi; Ascomycota; Eurotiomycetes; Chaetothyriales; Herpotrichiellaceae
Exons: 2
Coding region: 1-726 (241 amino acids)
Source: RefSeq, a predicted model, not a curated record
AUGUUCUGUUACCGAAUUGUCGAGUCUCCUCAGACUUUAUGGCUCCGCUCUUGCUGCACUAGCCGCGGUACCCUGGGUUUGGAUGAACAUGUGGAACAGGAGCGAGAAGAGAGGGAAGAAACACAUCGGGAGGAGAUCCUCCAAGAUGUCAUCAAAUGUAUGGAGACGAUGGCCAUAUUUGGAAAGGAGGAGAUGAACGACGAGCACGAACUGCACUAUCGUAUAUACAUGGAGAUGGUCGAUGCCGACUUCGAAAGGCUCAGGUGCACUGGGCAAAUCCAAUGGAGUGCGAGCAGAUUGCUCAAUCUGCUCGAAGACUAUGACCACAUUAAACGCAAGAUUGAAGAGCAAGACGACGACCCUAAUUGUGACUGGCGAAUCAAUAACCCAGUACUCGAAAGCUUUGAGACGGAAUGGGUUGUCAGAACAAUAAGCUUCGUUCGCUGGGAGUAUUCCAUGUUGGGACUGCUUAACAAAUCAGCCAAAGACUAUGUGGAUCAUAUGACCCACAGGGCAGAACAAGUUGCGGCGAGAUAUUGGAGACAACCUGUGUAUGGCAGCGAACAGGCCAUGCAAGACUCAUUCAUCAGCUCAAGCGCCUCUGAGCAUGGUGGUUAUGGCAACACGAAGAGUUCGUCAACGAGUGCAAGCGCCUCUGAUUCAAAUGAAUCGUCUGAUCAGGAUGAGAGUGACACGGAUGUGGAGACCAAUGCGUCUGAUCGGUAG